Messenger RNA from Styela clava, 2791 nucleotides. The record is from RefSeq and is a predicted model, not a curated record. NCBI's taxonomy places the organism in Eukaryota, Metazoa, Chordata, Ascidiacea, Stolidobranchia, Styelidae.
AAAAAAUUGCAUUAGAGCAGGAUACUCAACAAGAGUCUUUCUUUAAAAGUCGAGAUUUCACAAAUUGGUAGUUGUAAUAACUCACAUACUAGAGAUCAAAAAUAAAUUUGAUAUAUACUGUUGAAUACAGCACUUAAAGUUAUAUUUGCGCGGUUGUGGAAUACAUUUUCUGAAAUGAUUGAUUGAACUGCACAAGUACCUUUUUUCUAUUUCAAAAAUGGCUUUUUCGAAUUUUACUUACUUGUAACUUGUUUCUCUAGUACCGACUAUUAAGGUAUAAAUAAUAUAUUAAGUCUAUAAAUAAUAUAAAACUGUUAUAUUUUAUUCGACAUAACUAAUUGAUUUUAAAUUAAAAUGUUGGAAUUUGCUUCAUAUGUUUAAUAUUGCAAUGUUAUUUGCACUAAGGCAAGAUAGCAAAUUCCAAGGCCAUUUAUUCCCCAUUCCCAUGAAUACGGAACCACAGUCUAUUGAACUUCAAUCGGGCAUGGAUUAUAUCCAGGCAAUCCUAGGGCGAACAAAAUCAGAUCGAGGUACCUUCCAUGCUACUUGUAAUAAUCGCAGUUAAACUUUGCCCAAACGAAUACUCAUUCGAAAUCAAACGCGGUUUUAAGUAAAAUCGAGGGAAUAUGGCAGACUCGAACGACAGGUUAUGUCGAUGCAGUGUUUAUUAAAGUUUAUGUUUGCUCAGGCUGAAGCACAAAAUGUAAAACACUGCAUUCUGCAGUCAACGAUGCUUUACCCCAAAUUAAAGUCAUAAAAUGAGUUGUUAAACUCAGCAGAUGAUGUUAACUUCGGUAGUGAUAUGGGAAAUGUAAAUAUGUAUUAUUCAACCUAUUUCAGCAGCAAUCAAUCGACCUAUUUUGUAAGCGAAUUGCUACAUCAUGUUUACGUUGUACGUAUGUAUGUAAUGUUUGGCCUACUUUUUCAAUGUCACCCCCAAUGGUUUCACUAGGCCCACUUAAAAUCCCAGCAAGAUAAUGAGUGAUUUAUUAACGCUUUUACCACUAGGUUUACGCGCCGCCUGAAAGUUGACGGAAUAAUGAUUGAAAAAAAGUACUCGUUGCUAAAAAAUGAAGCACCAUAUAAAAUGCGUGGCAUCUGAAUUACACCCAAUUAUCGUAAGUGGAUACGCUUGUGCUGGUUCUCACUACAAAAUGAGUUUAUUAGCAUCCCUCAUUCUUACGUUCCUAUGCGUAGUUGAAUGUUGCGCUCAAGAACAUCGAAGCAAUAAUAGCAUUGUCAUAACGAGUCCAGAGAUCGAACCUGGUUCGGGAAAUUCUGAAUACAACGUAAGCCUAUCUAGUGAACUUGAAAAUGUAACUUCAACAAAAAUCGAUCAACACGGUAUCAGAAUCAAAGCGCUUGAACAGAAACUGGAAGAAAUUGAGAGAGAGAAAGUAAAGAAGUGCUCGCCAACGUCGUUUUUAGACACCUGGGACAUGGCAUCUCUAAUCAUGGAAAAAGCUCGAGAAACGGCACUAAAUGCUCCAAACGAUUCUCAAUGUCAAACAACAUGUCGGCCAGGCAAGAAAGGCCCUGAAGGUGCAAAAGGUGAUAUCGGAUCACCAGGACAAAAUGGCGCCACGGGACGUCAGGGAGCUAAAGGAGAAAGCGGAACACCAUGUAAUUGCUCGCGAUAUGAUGAGUUGGCACGCAAAGUUCAAAUCCUCGGAGAAAAAGCUCGAGAAUUACAACCUUUAGCAGAUGGUUGGUAUCGUGUUCACAGUUAUCCAUAUUGGUACAAACUAUUCAAAGAACCGUUAAGCUAUCAAACAGCCAGAAAAAAUUGCGAACUCAUGGGUGGCCGAUUAGCAGCGAAUGGUAUUCGUAAUCCAACUAUUCGCAGCGAUCUUCUCGAUACGUUCAUCAGAAGAACAGGAACUUCGAUCUGGAUAGGACUUGACGACCUCGAGAAACAAAACUACUGGAAAUGGUCUGACGGAGUUUCAUCAACUUCUUCUAAUACACCAUGGAGUGAAGGAGAACCAAAUGGUCCAAAUGAAAGAUGUGGGUGUAUGUGGAGUACCCUACAGCACAGAUUAGCAGAUCUCACUUGUAGUUAUCAAACAUUCUACCUUUGUGAGAAAUAAUUAAAAGAUCCCUUCUGUUUUACUUAUAAUUAAUUUAAUUAUUAUUCAAAAAAUUGAAUCGAUCUUGAUCUUGAGUUUUCUGAGAAUGGCGCCGUUUGAAUUUCGCACCUUCGCCAAUUUUUAUCGAAUAAUUUUUAGGUCAAUUUUAUGGUUAAUACAUGAAAUAAAAUUCAAGUUGCUCUGUUCGGGCCGCUUUUUUAAGCCUUGAUUUCUUUCAGAAAAUUAUUAUCAUUAGCCUGGAACAUCUAUAGUAUUUGUAUAUCUUGUUAUAAAUCGACUGCCAUGACGGCUAUAGCUAAUGAAAAAUGGCGCAUACUUAUGUUAUGGCGGCUAUAGCAAGUGGGCUAAAAAACUUUAGCCUGUCGGCUGUACAGUUAUCCUUGGUUUGUGUUUUCUUGCAGUAAAAUAUUGUUAUUGUUGAUAAAGGACUUUAUAAACUCACAAGUAGGGUUGUGAGUUUCAAAUAUUUUUUUUUUGAAUCGAAUUUCAAAUCACAAAGUUCCGAUUCGAAUAUUUCCGCAUCUGAUUCUAUUUAGUAUAUCAUUGUAUCAUCGUUAACUAUCUUCAAAUUUGGAUAAAAUAUCCUAUAAAUUUUGAUAAAAUAACAAUAAUGAGCUUGAAGAAUGAAGAAAGUUACUAGAAAAACACAAUGCGUUCAUGUAUCAACUACCAAAUAUAUUACGGCUAAAAUAUUUUUUUUG